Messenger RNA from Hirundo rustica (Barn swallow), 5969 nucleotides. RefSeq names its product MCF.2 cell line derived transforming sequence like (gene MCF2L). Gene Ontology annotation, biological process: positive regulation of Rho protein signal transduction; intracellular signal transduction. NCBI's taxonomy places the organism in Eukaryota, Metazoa, Chordata, Aves, Passeriformes, Hirundinidae. Gene Ontology annotation, molecular function: guanyl-nucleotide exchange factor activity; protein binding. Bases 731 to 3787 code for a protein of 1018 amino acids. The record is from RefSeq and is a predicted model, not a curated record. The transcript is spliced from 30 exons. Gene Ontology annotation, cellular component: extrinsic component of membrane; cytoplasm.
UGUUCCCAUUCCAGAGAAGUGCCUCUGAGCUCGUUGUUCUCAUCUAUGGUUUGGAGAGUUUAAAUGCCGUGAGGUUUUUUUGUGUCGGUGAAUGUGAAAAUGCACCUAGGAAGAAGUUUACAACCAGGAGGCAUAUGAGAAUUUCAGAUGCGUGGAGCAAUACCAUGGAAUGAUCAGGAGGAUCUGUGCUUUUAAGGAGUUUUAAGUAUCAGUGAGGAGGAAGACAUUCAAACAGAAGGUUAAAAGCAAAUGCAAAAGGAAAACAACUUUAUUUUGAUCCUGAAAUUAUUCUGACAACAUCAUGAGGAAAGGAUUAUAUCAGCACCAAACAGUGGAGAAUCAAUCACUUAUUUUCUUUUGAAAUAAUCCCUGUGCAAGAAAUGUAAAUACUAUCUCUUGUGAAAAGAAGAAUUCAUUGUUCAAAUACAUUUUGAAACCCUGUGAAAUGCUGUGGGACUACUGCAUCUUUGCAAUGGUGUAUAGUGUAUCUGUAUUGAAGAUAUUUAUAUGAAGAAAAGUCUGCACAAAAAGUUUACGAGAUGCUGGAAUUGGAUUUAUUCUUGUCAUAGAUCGCAGACAGGACAAAUGGACCUCGGUGAAAGCUUCCAUACUGCGGAUAGCAGCAUCUUUUCCAGGAAACCUGCAAUUAGUCCUCGUUCUGCGCCCAACAGGAUUUUUCCAUCGAGCUCUCUCGGACAUUGCUUUCAGAUUCAACAAAGAUGAGCUUAAAAUGAAAGUACCUAUCAUAAUGCUGGGCUCAGUGUCAGAACUGCAGGGUUACAUUGAUAAGACACAAUUAACAGAAGAUCUUGGUGGCACCCUGGAUUACUGCCACAACAGAUGGCUGUCCCGUCGUACUGCUAUAGAAGGUUUCGCCCAAAAGGUUAAGCAAACAGCUCAGAUUCUUCAGUCCUUUGGGACUGAGCUGGCCGAAACAGAACUACCAAAUGAUGUGCAAUCAACCAGCUCCCUUCUUGCAACACACACAGAAAAGAAGGACAAAAUGAAGGAGGAUAUCAGGGUAGCAGUAGAACAGGGAGAUGAUAUCCUUGGCAGUAUUACAAAACCAGUUACUGAGAAUCCUGAAUACAAACUGAAUCAAGAUCAGCUAGACAAUCAAACAACCGUAGAAAGGCUACUGGCUCAAUUACAUGAAACAGAGACUGCCUUUGAUGAGUUUUGGAUUAAGCAUCAGCAAAAACUAGAGCAGUGUCUGCGCCUUCGGAAUUUUGAACACGAUUUCAGAGAGGUCAAAGCAGCUUUGGAUAUUGUGUCCGAGAGACUGUCUGCUUUCACAGAUGUGGGAAACAGCCGUUCACAUGUGGAGCAUAUUUUGAAAGAUCUUGCCAGCUUUGAAGAAAAAUCACAUGAAACUGUAGCAAAAGCCAGAAUGUUAGCCUCAGAGCGUGAUGCUUUUAUUCAAAGCAAUCAUUAUGCUGUGGACUCCAUUAUUCCAAAAUGCAGUGAACUUCAUCAUCUCUGUGAUGCUUUGACUACUGAGACAGAACGGAGGAGAAAUCUUCUUAACAAAUCCCUGGAACUGCAUGACUUACUAGAGAAGUCCAUGAAGUGGUGUGAUGAAGGAAUUUACCUGCUGGCUUCCCAGCCAGUAGAUAAGUGUCAGUCUCAGGAUGGUGCAGAAUCAGCAUUACAGGAGAUUGAAAAAUUCCUGGAUACUGGUGCUGGCAAUAAAAUCAAGGAGUUGAAUAAAAUUUACAGAGAGUAUGCACAUAUCCUCAGUGAAGACCUAAAGGAGCAUGUGCAAAAGGUUUUCCAGAAGCAAGAAAGCAUGGAAGAAAUGUUUCAAAAGCGACAAGUAAGUCUUAAGAAGCUGGCAGCUAAGCAGACACGUCCUGUUCAGCCAGUUGCUCCAAGACCUGAAGCAUUUGUAAAAUCUCCUUGUACCUCUCCAGGUCUUCAAAGAGAAAACGCGUCCAGCUCAGAAAGCAGCGCGCUUCGGAGGGGAAACUACAGAAAAGGAAAGAGUGAAAUGACUGAAUUCCAUCAAAGCAGAGGAGGCUCUACAAUGGAUGAUGAAGAAAACCUAGCUGUGUUAAGGCAGCAUGUAAUGAAUGAACUUAUCGAGACUGAACGAGCGUAUGUGGAAGAACUUCUCUGUGUUCUUGAGGGUUAUGCUGCAGAGAUGGACAACCCCUUAAUGGCUCAUCUCAUUUCACCAGAAUUGCAAAAUAAGAAAGAUAUCUUGUUUGGAAAUAUGGAAGAAAUUUAUCACUUUCACAACAGAAUAUUCUUGAGAGAACUAGAAACCUAUGUAGAAUACCCAGAACUAGUAGGACGGUGCUUUCUGGAUCAGAUGGAAGACUUCCAGAUUUAUGAAAAAUACUGUCAAAAUAAACCUCGAUCUGAAAGUUUGUGGAGGCAGUUUUCAGAUUCUGUAUUCUUCCAGGAAUGUCAAAGGAAACUCGACCACAAGCUCAGUUUGGACUCAUACUUGCUGAAACCCGUUCAAAGAAUAACCAAAUACCAAUUAUUGCUAAAAGAAAUGCUGAAGUACAGUAAGAACUGUGAAGGUGCUGAAGAUCUUCAGGAAGCACUAACUUCUAUACUGGGCAUUCUUAAAGCAGUUAAUGACUCUAUGCACCAGAUAGCCAUUACAGGCUAUGAUGGAAACCUGAAUGAGCUGGGCAAGCUUUUAAUGCAGGGAUCCUUCAAUGUUUGGACAGAUCAUAAAAAGGGUCACGCAAAGGUGAAAGAUUUGGCACGCUUCAAGCCAAUGCAGCGACACCUCUUCCUCCAUGAGAAAGCAGUGCUGUUCUGUAAAAAGCGGGAAGAAAAUGGAGAGGGAUAUGAGAAAGCACCUUCUUAUAGCUACAAACAUUCCUUAAAUAUGGCUGCAGUUGGAAUAACAGAAAAUGUCAAAGGUGAUGCAAAAAAAUUUGAAAUCUGGUAUAAUGCAAGGGAAGAAGUUUACAUUAUACAGGCACCAACCCCUGAAGUCAAAGCUACUUGGGUAAAUGAAAUAAGAAAAGUGCUGACAAGUCAACUGCAGGCAUGCAGAGAAGCUAGUCAGCACAGAACACUAGAACAAACACAGAGCUUACCUCUACCACUACCAGCAUCAUCUUGUGCAAGUCCUUCACGAAACCACAUCAGAAAUACCAAAAAAACGGAGGAGAAAAAAGCUGAUCUCUCAAGUCUAGAAGGCUGUGGCACUACAGUAGCACCAAAGUACCCCGAGAAAGGCAAAGAAACUCCAUCUCCUUCUGCUAAAAGCCAGACAUUGCCAAUGAUCCUUCUUACAGGACCAGCUUCUCCUACCAGUCCUGACAAAAAAGCCAAACGGCACGAAGUAGUGAGUGACCCAACUCCUUUUGGUUCAAGAGGCUGGGCCAAACCAUCGCAUUCUCUCGAUGCAUCCGAAGAAAAUGACGGCUGGUCUAGUGCUGAGGAACCGCUGAAUUCAUCGGAUGCGGAGGAAGAAGGAGGAGGAGGAGGGGGAGGCGAGAUGAAGCUGACUCCUGGUAAAUAUACAGUUGUGACUGAUUAUGACAAAGGAGUUUCUGAAGAAUUUACAGUGAAAAGUGGAGAUCUAGUUCAACUGAUUCGUGAAGGGGAGGAUGGACUUUGGUUUGUAAAGAACCUGAGCAGUGGUAGAGAAGGUUGGAUUCCAGCAAACAAUCUGCUGAUGCUCAUAGGCAACUCAAAAUCAGCUCAAUCUUUAAGCAGCUCUGAAUCAGGCACUGCCUCCAGCAAUUUGAGCACAUCAUCAAGUUGCAGUGAUAGCUGCAAUGUCAGUAGCACCAGCUUCUCUGACAUUAAGGGCUAAUAUGAGAUGUUCAUCCCACCUCCCUGGAAGGAAAUCUGGAGAUUGUCAUUUGCUGCAGAGUUCUGGACAUUGGACUUUAUUGGAGAACCACCAGUGCUGUGUUGCCAGCUCUGAGUAUUUCUAGUGGUGACUUUUACAGGUUCUCUCAGAAGAUCCCAAUGAGAAGUGCAUGGAAUGUGAAGCUGUAAAUAAAAGUUAAAUGAUUUGAAAUAGGAUUUUGUAGAGGUUUCUGCUCUGAAGAGCUGUUAGCAGAAAGGCUGUUUUCUCCUUGACACACAAUCAGAUUUCUGCAGGACUGUAUCUUUUUGUAACAGCCAGAAUCUGAAUGUGAGCAAACAAAAUGUGUUCAAUGCUAAAAGCUCAUUGUAAACAAAUGACACAGCAAUCACUGUACAGGACAGGUAUGAGGAAAAUCCAAGUUUACAAUUUCUUCUCCCCAAGAAACCCUUUCUCCAAGGACAUACCUCGGUCAGUGAAAUGAAUGGGACACUUACGGCAACAAGGAAGGAGGUUUGGUCCACCCUUUUCUCUUGGGUUUUCUGGAUAUUCUUCUGCUUCCUAGAGUCUGGGGUGCAGACAUGACCAAUUCACUGACCACAACGACAUCAAGAGAAACUAUUACUUCAUCCUUUCCAACAUUUUAGUGACAUGUGCAAUGGAAUAGCUCUUUUCUGAGGUAUUUUGUUUGGCCUCACAACCAAAUUCUUUACCAAGAUCACUGUGUUUACAUAGCCUUGGCAAUUUAGUAGUAUCCUUUUCCUUAUGCAGGUGCACAACGAAACACAAAUGUUAUUUUUCACUUUUUUUUUUUUUUAAAUGAACAGUAAUUGCAUGGUUACUUUCAGCUCUCACAACAUAGUUACAGGCAGAGGAAACUUCACUAUGGGUCAAGAGCCUUCCUUCAAACAGGCCUGUGAGGGCUGGAAAGCCAACAUAUUUUUAGUCCACAGUGUUUCAGAUUAAUUCAAAGAGGAAAAAAACCCCAGUGACAUAAUUUUUCUAUAAAAGGGGAACACAGGAGGAAAAGAAAAUCACAGAGAAGAGUCAGAUUUGUUCUACAGAUAAGUAUUUUAAUUUUUUUUAAAGGAAGAGUGAUUCUAAAUUUGCCAUUUUCAGGGUAUGAUGUAAGCCAAUGUUGUAAAUUUUCACUUUGUCAGACGUUCUUCUCACACCAUCCUUACAAACAGUACAAAAUUAAGUGCAUGUAUUGAAUACUGUAUUCAUUCCUGUCCAUCUCUCAAAUAUUUUUGCUUAAAUGAAAAGAGGUUUUUAACUGAUUCCUACACCACAUUAUUUAAAACUAAUGGGGACAUGAAGAGCAUAACUUUUCAGAAGCACUAAGCACAGCAGAUGAUGUCAAUGGGAACUGCUGUUACUCAUUAGACUCACUGACGGCUGAGCCCUGAAUUCUGUCUUUAUGCCAUAUCAGAAUUUUGUGGUUUAGAGGCUGCAGAUUAGAAAACUUAAAUGACAAACACUCCUAAGAAUGAUGCAGAAGAACCCUACCCCAGAUGCAAUCAAAAUGCAGCUGACCAUGGUCAGCACAAAUUGAAGCACAUGUAUACACACACAUAUAUUUAUGCACAUAUAUGUGUGCAUGUAUAUGCUUGUGUGUAUAUAUCUGCGUGUGUAGAUAUGUAUAUAUGUGUAGAUAUGAUGUAUCAAUGUAAAAGAUGUAUUUAUAGUCCUCAUGCUGCUGAAUGUGUCACUUUACAAUUCAUAAAUAAUUAGUUUUCUUGCAGUACUGCAAUAUAAAUGCUGAUCAUGGUUUUACUUCAGGCAUCUUUUUCAACAUGGAAAUCCUCUGAUUUUUUUUUUUUUUUUUUUUUAAUUAUUCCAUAUAAUACUGUGCUGACCAGGAAUAUUUAGUCUGCUAUUUAACAAUGGAAUAGCAACAGGAGAUUCAGCUUAUCUUAUGCUCAUCUAUGUAAGUUAUUUUGUAAAUUAUCUGUAACAUAAUUUACUUAUAUAUUGCUGUCAUUGCUUGGAUGAGACUGUUGUUUCAUUUCUCACUGUAGCCUCAUUUGUGUUAUUUCAAUGUUUUUUCCACAUCAUUGCACUUUAAUACAACCCAUUUCAUAAUUUCCUUUUUUACUGCUGUUGUGAAUUAGAAGUUCAAAGUCAGAGAUCUCUGCUGUAAUUAAUUUGAAUAAAUUUCAGCGCUUCUUGCUGAAAGCCUUUA